Molecule: messenger RNA, 1503 nt
Organism: Colletotrichum destructivum
Lineage: Eukaryota; Fungi; Ascomycota; Sordariomycetes; Glomerellales; Glomerellaceae
Product: Putative Cellulose-binding domain, fungal, glycoside hydrolase, family 5
Exons: 2
Coding region: 1-1503 (500 amino acids)
Biological process (GO): glucan catabolic process
Cellular component (GO): extracellular region
Molecular function (GO): cellulose binding; hydrolase activity, hydrolyzing O-glycosyl compounds
Source: RefSeq, a predicted model, not a curated record
AUGAAGGGACUCAUCGUCAGUGCCGCUAUCGUCGGCGGGGUCAUGGCCCAGGCCGGCCCUUACAUGCCCUGCGGCGGCAAGGGCUGGACUGGGGCGACGACCUGCGUGUCCGGUUACACGUGCGUCGUCCAGAACGACUAUUACAGCCAGUGCGUCCAAGGAAGCGGGUCCGGAGGCUUCAGUGCCCCGGCGCAGGCCACCACCCUGAGAACAUCGACUAGACGGCCUUGUAAGUCCAGAGCGGUGUCCGCCAGUGCCGUCGUGCCGCAGGUUCCCACGACGAGCCGUUCAGCUUCUUCGACCUCGGCCCCAGCCGUUGCCGUGUCGUCCGUGAAGCCCGUUGACACCAAGCCAGCCCCUUCGUCAUCCGUUCCGGCCGCCACCGUCCCAAUCCCGGCCAAGUCUUCCGUUGCCGCCGUCAAGUCCAAGGCUGCAGAGAUCAAGCCCGCCACGACCGUCAAGCUCUCCGCCGCCGCUAUCGCCCCGGUUUCAACGGCUGCUCCUGUGACUAAGCCUGUUUCUUCCGCUGCUGCCACCAGCAGCAAGGCGUCCGCCCCUGCCGCAUCCGCAUCCGCGACCCCCGGCAAGUCCGGCAAGUUCAAGUGGUUCGGAACCAACCAGAGUGGCGCUGAGUUCGGUCCCGGAAGCACUCCCGGCACUCUGGGCAAGGAUUACACCUUCCCGGACACGGCCAAGAUCACGACCCUUAUGAACGACGGCUACACCACCUUCCGCGUCCAAUUUCUCAUGGAACGACUGAGCCCCGAUAGCCUGACGGGCAAGUUUAACGCCGAGUACCUCGCCGGCCUGACCAAGGUCGUCGAGCACAUCACCUCGGCCGGCGGCAACGCCGUGCUCGACCCGCACAACUACGGCCGCUACGGCGGGAGCAUCAUCACCGACACGGCCGCCUUCAAGACCUUCUUCACCAACCUGGCGACGCAGUUCAAGUCCAACGACAAGGUCGUCUUCGACACCAACAACGAGUACAACUCGAUGGACCAGGGCCUCGUCCUGAGGCUGAACCAGGCCGCCGUCGACGGGAUCCGCGCCGCCGGCUCGGAGCACUGGAUCUGGGCCGAGGGCAACUCCUGGACCGGCGCGCACAGCUGGACCAGCGUCAACGACAACAUGAAGGGCCUGACGGACCCGCUCGGCAAGACCGUGUACGAGAUGCACCAAUACCUCGACGGCGACAGCAGCGGCACCUCGGCUGACUGCGUCUCGGCCACGAUCGGCGUCGAGCGCGUCAAGGACGCCACGGCGUGGCUCCGCGCCAACAAGAAGGUCGGCGUGCUCGGCGAGUUCGCCGGCGGCGCCAACGCGCAGUGCAAGGAGGCCGUCACCGGCCUGCUCGACUACCUCCAGGAGAACAGCGACGUCUGGCUUGGGGCGACGUGGUGGGCUGCUGGGCCGUGGUGGGCUUCGUACAUGUACUCGUUCGAGCCCGAGACGGGUGCCGGUUACAACUACUACAACGAGGUGUUGAAGAAGUACCAGUAA